UUGGAUGACAUUUAUUCAUUUUAUGCAUCCUGGGCUCUGCUGGCUGUCCUGCCUCAGUUCCUGUGGCAGAGACGCUGGAGUCUGAGCCACUAAUUAUUACCAGUGAGGUUUCCUCCCCAAACAGGAAGUAUCAACCAGAACUGCUCUCUCCCAGCGCGCUCUGUAACCAAGCAUCAGUCACCACUCCCGGGCCAGUCCCUGUGGCCAGGAGCUGGUGUGUAGGCUGAGGGGGGCAGCAGCACAGCUGUCCAAGCCCGGCAGGUCCCUCGCCUGUGAGGGUCAGCCUGAGCCCUGACUUCCAAGACAGGCUGCCCGCACACCGGAGGGAGACCAAGCAAGAAGCUGUGGCCUGGAUCCCCGUGGGGCCAUCAAGGGACUCAUGCGUCAGAUACUGGCAUUGGCCAAAUGUCGCAUCAGCCCGUUGUGGCCACCAAGAUGUCAGGAGAGAUGGACAAGCCGCUGAUCAGCCGCCACCUGCUGGACAGUGAUGGGAGCCUUGCUGAGGUCCCCAGUGAGGCCCCCAAGGUGGGGAUCCUGGGCAGCGGAGACUUCGCCCGCUCCCUGGCCGCACGCCUGGUGAGCUCUGGCUUCAGCGUGGUGGUGGGAAGCCGCAACCCCAAACGCACGGCCGGGCUGUUCCCCUCGGCCGCACAAGUGACUUUCCAGGCGGAUGCAGUGGAGUCCCCUGAUGUCAUCUUUGUGGCCAUGUUCCGGGAGCACUACUCCUCACUGUGCGGUCUCAGUGACCAGCUGGCUGGCAAGAUCCUCGUGGAUGUGAGCAACCCCACAGAGCAGGAGCACCUUCGGCACCACGAGUCCAAUGCUGAGUACCUGGCUUCCCUCUUCCCCACCUGCACGGUGGUCAAGGCCUUCAACGUCAUCUCUGCCUGGACCCUGCAGUCCGGCCCGAGGGAUGGGAACAGGCAGGUGCCCAUGUGCAGCGACCAGCCGGAAGCCAAGCGUGCUGUCUCGGAGAUGGUACGGGCCAUGGGCUUCAUGCCCGUGGACAUGGGGUCCCUGGCCUCGGCCCGGGAGGUGGAGGCCAUGCCCCUGCGCCUCCUCCCGGGCUGGAAGGUGCCCGCCCUCCUGGCCCUGGGCCUCUUCACCUUCUUCUACGUCUACAACUUCAUCCGCGACGUCCUGCAGCCCUACGUGCGGGACGGCAAGAGCAAGUUCUACAAGCUCCCAGUGUCCGUGGUCAACACGACGCUGCCGUGCGUGGCCUACGUGCUGCUGUCGCUGGUGUACCUGCCCGGCGUGCUGGCGGCCGCCCUGCAGCUGCGCCGGGGCACCAAGUACCGCCGCUUCCCCGACUGGCUGGACCACUGGCUGCAGCACCGCAAGCAGCUGGGCCUCCUCAGCUUCCUCUGCGCCGCCCUGCACGCUGUCUACAGCUUCUGCCUGCCCCUGGGCCGCGUUAACCGCUACGAGGUGGUCAACCUCGCCAUCAAACAGGUCUUGGCCAACAAGAGCCACCUGUGGAUUGAGGAGGAAGUCUGGAGGAUGGAGAUAUACCUCUCCCUGGGAGUGCUGGCCCUCGGCACACUGUCCCUGCUGGCUGUCACCUCACUGCCAUCCAUUGCAAACUCGCUUAACUGGAGGGAGUUCAGCUUCGUUCAGUCCACCCUGGGCUUCGUGGCCCUCGUGCUGAGCACCCUCCACACGCUCACCUACGGCUGGACCCGUGCCUUCGAAGACAGCCAUUACAAGUUCUACCUGCCUCCCACCUUCACGCUCACGCUGCUGGUGCCCUGUGUCGUUAUCCUGGCCAAAGCUCUGUUCCUGCUGCCCUGCUUCAGCCGCAGACUCUCCAGAAUCCGGAGGGGCUGGGAGAAGGACGGUGCCACCAAGUUUAUGCUGCCGAUGGACCACGCCCUGGCCCAGAAGACGAGCCACGUGUGAGGUGCCCGCCUCUGGCCCCAGAAACCAGACACAGGCAGGACAGUGCCCUGGGCCUGUCGGGGCUGCUUUUCUCGAUCGAGCAGGACGGUGAAAUGGUGCACACAUUGGUGGUGUGAGGUCUGAAUUCCUGGGACACCAGUGUAGGUGGCAACAUUCAGAAUGGCACACACACGUGUGUGUGUAUGAUAUAUAUGUUCAUGUAUAUUUCAUAUAUAUAUAUAUAUAUAUAUA
Neofelis nebulosa (Clouded leopard) is the source of this 2133-nucleotide messenger RNA. RefSeq names its product STEAP3 metalloreductase (gene STEAP3). Lineage: Eukaryota; Metazoa; Chordata; Mammalia; Carnivora; Felidae. Gene Ontology annotation, biological process: copper ion import. Gene Ontology annotation, cellular component: plasma membrane; endosome. The transcript is spliced from 5 exons. The coding region runs from base 406 to 1902 and encodes 498 amino acids. Gene Ontology annotation, molecular function: cupric reductase (NADH) activity; ferric-chelate reductase (NADPH) activity. The record is from RefSeq and is a predicted model, not a curated record.